UCAGUAAGUGAGGUCAGGUUUGAAUGAGCUGUGCUGACUUUUAUUUUAUAUCAAAUUUUGUAAGCAAAUGUAAGCUACCAAGAAAGUUGCUGCAGGGUCAAAUAUCAAAGAGUAGAAGACGCCUCAUAUGCAGGCAUCAAUAUCAAUAUUGCAAUAUUGUAUCUUUAUGCAACUUGCAAGAUGCACUAACAGCAUAUCUGUUGAAACUUCAGAAGGUUCCCCAAAAUGCACAUAAGCACAUUCACAUAAAUGAUAAAUCAUAUUGAAUUCAAAUUAGAUGUAAUAAUUUUGUUUCUUCUUAAACAAGAAAAAAUGGUUUCAAUACUAAAGCAGGAAGCCCCUUGGAAAAUUCCCUGUUGAGGUCAACAAAAACCUCUCUCUCUCUCUCUCUCACACACACACAAUUGACUCUGCAUGCUCCAUGCAUGCUUUUAGACAUAGCAACUAGUACGCUUGAAAAAUGUAACAGUUUUUAAAAAUAAUUGACAUAAUUGUAAGUUAAUAUGAAAAUAUGAAAAAAGAAUUAUGUGCGGUUCCUUUAAAUAGGAACUCAUUCUUCCGUCUCAUUAUCUCAAGGUUUUUUUUAUUGGAUCUGUUCUAAGUAUGUUUGUAAGCCUAGAGAAAUCUGCUAACUUUGUAUUAAAGUAUAGACAGGACUUUAUAUUCACAAAAAAACGAGUUCGACACUGAUGUGCAUACUAUUCUGGAAGUGACGUGUCUCUCGAAGCCUAUAGAUAAGUGGUCACAUAUCAUUCAUAUAUCAGCCAAAAAAAAAAGGUUGAGCAAGUCAAAACAAAGAAAGGUUUGGCUUAUUAAUACACAUACACAAUGCAAAAUCUUGGUCACAACUACAUCUAUAAUAAUUAUCUUUAGGUAUUGCUAGACAGUAGACAUACAUUCCUCUAAUGGGAAGAAGUUGUUCUUCCAUAUCACUCUUCCUUGCCUUGAAGUUAUUACUACUACUAGUAGCAUGGUCAUCAAAAAGGGGACACUGCUUAACUACCCCACGACCAAGGACCACUAAUAAGAGCAUAGGUGCAGUGCUUGAUCUGGAUUCACUAAUGGGUAAGCAGCAGAAGAUAGCCAUGAAAAUUGCCAUCAGAGAUUUCAACAGAUUCAGUAGAACUAAACUCCAGUUGGAGGUGGGAAAUUCCCGCGGGAAUUCGGCUCAAACAGUUGUUAACGCCAUGGAUCUUGCACAGAAGAAGCAGUUGCUAGCCAUCAUAGGAACAAUAACACACAGCGAAGCAUAUUUGGCAACUGAAAUUAAUAACGCCACAAAAAACACCCCUAUAUUAUCUCUAUCUUCGUUUGCACCCAUCACAGAGUUACCCUCUUCUCCAUUGCCACAACUAAUCCAACUCGGAGAUGAUAUCAACAUUCAGAUGCAAUGCCUUGCAGCCAUUGUAGGACACUUCAAGUGGAAAAAAGUGACAACAAUAUAUGAAGUUAAUAGUGGGUUUUCUUAUGAUCCAGGGGUACUAAUUUCCCUCUCCAAUUCUCUUCGCCAUGUUGGAUCUGAGAUCGUUAACCAGUUAGCAUUGCCUUCCUUGUCUUUGCAAUCUAGAAUCGAAAAUGAGCUUAACCAACUCAAGAAGAAGAGUAACAGGGUCUUCUUGAUUGUGCACUCUUCUUUAGAGUUGGCUAGCGUGCUUUGCAAGAAAGCAAAACAAAUGGGUUUGAUGGAGAAAGGAUAUGUAUGGAUCAUCCCGAACGAGGUUGCUGCCCUUCUUGAUUCGGUUAACUCUUCAGUUAUCUCUACCAUGCAAGGUGUUAUUGGAUUCAAAACACAUUUUUUGGAAAGUACCAAACCAUAUACAAAGUUCGGGUUCAGAUUUCGAACAAGGUUUGCACUAGAGUACCCUGAAGAAGAAGAGAACAAUACUCCAAGUGUUUUCGCACUUCGAGCUUAUGAUGCAGCUUUUGCUAUUGCUAAUGCUAAGGUUACAAACAAGUCACAAGGAAAGUUCAACAUGAAAGAAUUCCUUGAUGAAAAUUUACAUCAAUCUUCAACCUUCACCAUAAUUAAUGUGAUAGGAAAAAGCUAUAGAGAAAUGGCAUUUUGGUCUCCAACACAUGGUUUUUCCAAGAACUUUGUUGAACAUGAGAAAAUGGAGGUAAAUAAAUUUAACGGUUAUGAUGGAGUUGUUUUGAGUAAUAUUUAUUGGCCUGGAGAUUUACACUCAGUUCCAAGGGGAUGGACAAAUAGUAAUGAGGAAAUGCCACUUAAAAUAGGAGUACCUGCAAAUGAUGCUUUUGCUCAGUUUGUGAAUGUCACCUAUGGUGACAGCAAGCAUGCAACUUCCAUAACUGGUUUUUCAAUCAAUGUCUUCAAAGCAGCUAUUAAGAAUCUUCCAUAUCACUUGCACUAUGAUUUUGUUCCCUUCAAUGGCUCCUAUGAUGAAAUGGUUAAUCAAGUUAACAAUAAGACAUUAGAUGCUGCAGUUGGAGAUAUAUCAAUAUUGGCAUAUAGAUAUCAUUUAGUUGAGUUCUCACAACCAUAUGUUGACUCUGGACUUAACAUGGUGGUCGUUGAGAAGCCAAAUAAAUCAAAACAAACAUGGAUGUUUAUGGAUGCAUUCACAAAAGAGAUGUGGUUGAUGAUGGCAGCAGUGCACGUUUUGGUUGGAUUUGUCAUUUGGUUGAUUGAACGCGAAGAAAAUGAAGAACUACAAGGUCUGGGGGCGAUGCUUUGGUUUUUAGUCACCGUAAUAUUCCUUGCACAUAGAGAACCAAUAAGAAGACCAUUGGCUCGAACCGUGUUGGCACCAUGGUUAUUUGUUAUCCUAAUUGUAACCAGUAGCUUCACAGCGAGUCUAACAUCGAUGAUGACUGUAUCGCAACUCGAACCAUCAGUGGUUGAUAUUCAGACCCUUCAGAAGAGAAAUGCUCCAGUUGGUUGUGAUGAGAAUUCAUUUAUUGUGAGGUAUUUGAUUGACAUACUAAAAUUCAAACCUGAGAACAUUAGAAGAAUAAAUUCCAUUAAUGGUUACCCUGCAGCAUUUAAGAAUAAUGAGAUUGAAGCAGCUUUCUUUGUCGCCCCUCAUGCCAAAGUCUUUCUCGCAAAGUACUCAUGUGAAGGCUUCGUCCAAGCAGGGAGCACCUUUAGGCUUGGUGGCUUUGGUUUUGUGUUUCAAAGGGGCUCCUCUUUGGCUAGGGAUAUAUCCGAGGCAUUGCUAAGUGUUAUAGAAAAUGGAGAAACAGAGCAACUUGAAAAGGAUAUGCUGUCCAAUUCACAUUGCUCUCUUUCAGAUAAAAAAGCAAAAGAAAGUUCACCAUUAGGUUAUCAGCCUUUCCUUGGCCUAUUUUGCAUUUGUGGCAGUAUUGCUAUUUUGGCACUAUUGUAUAUCAUGCUUUGUUUAACUUUAAAGAAUGUUGAGAACUUGGUAAAAUACAUGAGAGGUGCAUUGACUCAGUUAUGGAGAAUAAGGAGAUGGAUAACAACACAUUGUGUUGGGAUCUAUUCUAAAGUACAGUCAAGGAGCAUGAGAGGGGUUAAUGUUGCCAUAGAAGCAAGAAAUUCAGCGGAAAUAGUCAUUGAUAGUGAGCAAGUCCCUCGUGUAGUUGAAGUUGUUUGAUGUAGUAUCACUAAAAUAGUAGUGGUUGCUUGUGCACUAAUUUUUAUUCACUAUUUACUUAUGUGUGAAAGAGUUUUAUAUUGUUAGUGAAUCAAAUACUUUUAUUUUUGACAUUUGUUAAACUGGUGGGGUAGUUUAUAAGAUCUUUUUUCGAU
This is a messenger RNA of Arachis ipaensis, 3733 nucleotides long. RefSeq names its product glutamate receptor 2.8-like. Lineage: Eukaryota; Viridiplantae; Streptophyta; Magnoliopsida; Fabales; Fabaceae. Gene Ontology annotation, cellular component: membrane. Gene Ontology annotation, molecular function: ligand-gated monoatomic ion channel activity. The record is from RefSeq and is a predicted model, not a curated record.